AUGGAACCGGCAAGGCCAUUUUUCACUACUAGCUCUGCGACCAGCGAAAGAUUUGGUGAAGAAAUUAGACCCGAUUGUGAUGAAAUUGAAGCAGCAUGUACUGUCGAUAUUGUUGAUAAAGAAUUUCGCCCAGAUAGAGCAGAUGAUUUUGUAACUCAACCUGUUUCCCCCGGUACACCACAUGUAGUCACAUCGUCGGAUGGUGGUGAUGAUAUCAUUGAGGAGCUGAAGUCAGGGAUGGAGUUCAAUACGUUUAAAGAUCUGUUGGUCUAUUAUAAACAGUAUGCAAAAAGUAGUGGGUUUGGGGUGAUGACACAAAGGAGUGAGAGGGCUGAUGAUCAAAGUGUCAGAUAUGUCACCCUUGGUUGUGCACGUGGAGGGAAUGCCCGGAUUAAGAGUUCCAAUCCGGCGAACCCACGUCCGACGGGCAAGACUAACUGUAAGGCCCGGAUUAAUGCACUAAGAAUUGAGGGAAAGAUGCGGUUGACAACAGUGAAUAACGCACAUAAUCAUGUAAUCAGCCCACAGAAAUCCCGCUUCUUUCAGUGUAAUCGAGAAGUUAGUGAGACCGUUAAAAGAGUCCUAGACACAAAUGACUUAGCUGGCAUCCGAAUGAACAAGAGUUACAGAUCUCUCGUGGUUGGCGCAGGUGGCUUUGAGAAUCUCCCAUUUUUAGAAAAGGAUUGUCGCAAUUACAUCGACAAAGCCCGACAUCUGCGACUUGGUGCAGGUGGAGCUGGAGCACUUCGUGAUUAUUUUAUGAGGAUGCAGUUUAAGAAUAACGGCUUUUUUGCGUUGAUGGAUUUAGACGAUGACGGGCGGUUAAAAAAUAUUUUUUGGGCCGAUCCACGUAGUCGGGCAGCCUAUAAGUAUUUUGGUGAUGUCUGUAUGGAUGGAAUAGCUCCGAAGGCUAUUAUUACUGAUCAAGACAGAGCAAUGAAAAAUGCCAUUGCUAUUGUCUUUCCUGAAGCGCGACAUAGAUUUUGCCUAUGGCAUAUACUUAAGAAAGUCCCCGAGAAGCUUGGAUCAUAUGCGACAUACCGACUUGGGUUGAAAACAGAGCUGAUGAAAUGUGUGUAUGACACACAGACGAUUGAGGAGUUUGAAAAUUGUUGGGCUGGGUUUAUUAAUACAUACGACUUACAUGAGAAUGCAUGGUUGACAAGUUUAUACAUUGAGCGUGAGCAUUGGGUACCGGUUUUCCUGAAAGAGCACUUUUGGGCUGGAAUGAGUACAACCCAGCGCAGCGAGAGUAUGAAUGCGUUUUUUGAUGGUUAUGUCCAUUCAAAGAAAAACUUGAAAGAGUUUGUUGACCAGUUUGACAAUGCAUUGAAGAAAAAGAUUGAAAAUGAAAAUCAGGCGGAAUUCCAGUCAUUCAGCGGCACCAUUCCCUGA
This is a messenger RNA of Carya illinoinensis, 1395 nucleotides long. Its product is annotated as protein FAR-RED IMPAIRED RESPONSE 1-like. The record is from RefSeq and is a predicted model, not a curated record. NCBI's taxonomy places the organism in Eukaryota, Viridiplantae, Streptophyta, Magnoliopsida, Fagales, Juglandaceae. The transcript is spliced from 2 exons. The coding region runs from base 1 to 1395 and encodes 464 amino acids.